Messenger RNA from Jatropha curcas, 1635 nucleotides. RefSeq names its product putative glutamine amidotransferase GAT1_2.1. Gene Ontology annotation, molecular function: hydrolase activity, acting on carbon-nitrogen (but not peptide) bonds, in linear amides. The record is from RefSeq and is a predicted model, not a curated record. Lineage: Eukaryota; Viridiplantae; Streptophyta; Magnoliopsida; Malpighiales; Euphorbiaceae. Gene Ontology annotation, cellular component: cytosol.
ACGCGGCGCCUAGUUUGCCGCUUCUUCUUCUUCUCUCCUAUUAAUCACCCCACCAGAAAAACAUCAAUACAUAUGUUCAUUUUAUGUUAACAUCUUUCAUCUUAUUAAAGUUAAAUGAAUCCAACUGAUAUCCCCAUAGAUAUUAACAUGAUUCUUGCAUAGAAACUAUCAUUAAUUCUCAAUCCUUUGAAGCUUUCAGAAACUUCCCUCUCUUUUUCUUUGUAAAAAGCCUACAAAACCAGUGGUUGCCAUGGCUAAUAACAAUAAUUCAGAUCUCUCAAUGAUCCUUCCUAGGGUUCUCAUCGUCUCUAGGCGAACCGUGCGCAAGAACAAGUUUGUAGACUUUGUGGGAGAAUUCCAUCUAGAUCUUAUUGUGAGCUAUGGAGCUGUUCCAGUAAUAGUGCCUAGAGUAAGUGGAGUCCAUAUGCUAUUGGAUAGCUUUGAGCCAAUCCAUGGCGUUGUCCUGUGUGAAGGUGAAGAUAUUGAUCCAUCCCUUUAUGAUGCAGAACUAUCUGGUUUUUCGCUAGAAGAACUUGAAGAGAUUAGGAAAGUGCAUGCAAGUGACACUACAAUUGAUAAAGAGAAAGAUACAAUUGAACUACGACUCGCAAAGCUAUGCCUUGAAAGAAACAUACCAUAUUUAGGAAUUUGCAGAGGGUCACAAGUCCUUAAUGUUGCUUGUGGAGGUACGUUGUAUCAAGAUGUAGAGAAAGAACUUUCGAAGAAAAUCCCGGAAGAAGAAAGAGUGAUGCAUAUAAAUUAUGAGGAUUAUGAUGGUCACCGGCAUCCAGUGAAAGUAGUGGAAAAUACUCCUUUACACCAAUGGUUUAAAGAUUCAUUGGAGGAAAACAAAAUGAAAAUCUUGGUCAAUAGUUAUCACCAUCAGGGUGUCAAGAAAUUAGCUCAGCGAUUUCAACCGAUGGCAUUUGCUCCUGAUGGUCUUAUUGAAGGGUUCUAUGAUCCUAAUGCUUAUAAUCCUGAAGAAGGCAAGUUCAUAAUGGGACUUCAGUUUCAUCCUGAAAGAAUGCGCCAUCAAGAUUCUGAUGAUUUUGAUUAUCCGGGAUGUCCUGCAGCAUAUAAGGAAUUUGUGAAAGCUGUGAUUGCUUAUGAGAAGAGGCUUAAUUGCUCAACAUGUUUGCCUAAACCUCCUAAACUAAACCAAGAAUUGGAAACAAAGAGAAAGACCAUUGUCAGAAGUUUCUCAAUUGCAAGAAACAUGUACAACUCGGGAAGAGGAAUUGGUUUCGGUCAUGAAUCAGAAUUGGAAAUCGGAGCAGAAUUUCUCGAGGCAAAUACUGUGCUGAGUUUGCAGCAAGAGAAUAGACUCAAGCAAAUGGGCGCAACAGUGAGAAAUGCUUCUUCGUACAAGCAAAGACUGAAGAUGAAUGAAGAAAGGGAGAGAGUAGCAAGGGUUAUAACGGGUAAAAUGACAAUUGGACAAUUAUCUGAUUUAAUAUCUUUCUAUCACAUGAUGGGAAAAAUAUGUACUGAGGCUUUGGAGAGGAAGCUUCAAGAACGUGUAGAUGAAGAGGGCGACUUAUAAACAGUACUGUAUGCACUGUAAUUGUCUUGCAAGAAACAGCUCUUGUUAUUUAUAGUCAUCUUUCAAUUCUCAAUGUUACGCGAAUUAACUAA